CGGCCCCUCCACACUCUCUCUCUCUCUUUCUCUCUGUAAUGUGUCACACAUAAUGUGUAUGUGUGUGUGUGUAUAUAUGUAUCUCUUCUCUUUCUUUCUCUCUUUCUCUCUAAACCCUAAACCCAACGAGGCUGUGACGAUGAAGUUUCGGAGUGUGGGAAAUAGGGGCAUUGCGGUUCUAGGGGGGGCCGUUUGUUCUGGCGAGGCGACCCCGGAUGGCCGGUGAAAUGACGCUUUUGUCAUUUUCGCCGGCAACCGUGUUUGGUUGCAGCCACGGCGGCUUCCCUUUUUCCCUUGUCUGGCCUAUAUGUGCUAAUCUGAGCCUCCCAUAAUACCCUUUCCCAAUUUCUUUUUUUCUCACUUCAGUAUGGGUUAGAACAAUCUUUAUUUGGAAAAUAGUGGUAAAUAUUCUGGAGUUUGUGGCAAAAAUUACUAUACUCUGCUGCAUGUUUGAAAAGAACAUAGUGAUGAUGGUAGCAGUUGAGAUAACCAACUAUUGUGGUCAAGAGUUGAUACCAAUCUUUCUGUCGAUAAAUUUGUACCUCGAGGUGUUUUGAGUGUUUCUAGUGGGCACUCAAGCUCUCAAUGAAAAUAUAUGUAUGUGUCUGGCCUAUUGUUACAGACUUACAGACGACUUGGAUCAAAUUGAAUUGAGUCUCGCCUACCUAUAAUAUGAGGCUUGAUACAAGAGAUUCAUCAACACAGUGUAGAACGUUAUGACAAUCUUCAUCCAAUUUGGGGACAUUUCACGCCAGUCUAAACUAGAAAAAUUAACCGAUGAAGAGAUUUGCAGCGUUUGGGUUUGGGCUUAAUAAAAGAAUAAUACGUGAAGCCCUAAUAGCAGUGCGUGUUGGUGACGGACUACUACCCUGUUCUGUUGAUAGACUGCAAUGUCUUUGCGAAAGCCCCCGAUCCCUCGUCUUCUCCUCAACAACGUCUCUUGUAUGAGGAAUGCUCAGCAGAUCUUGCGUCAUGUAAAUGCCACAGUACAUGAUGGUGGAGCACUUGUGCUGAUGGGCACAAAUGGCUCGGGCAAGAGUACCUUCCUGCGCAUGUUAGCUGGCUUUUCUAAGCCUUCUGCUGGCCAGGUCCUCUGGAACGGGCAUGACAUCACGGAUUCAGGAGUUUUCCACCAGUACAAGCUCCAGCUCAACUGGCUCUCACUCAAAGACGCUGUCAAAGAGAAGUUCACAGUCCUCGACAAUGUCCAGUGGUUUGAAGUCCUCGAAGGCAAGAUGGGGAAUUCCCUGCCUGCUCUGGAGCUGAUGGGCCUCGGCAGAUUGGCCAAAGAGAAGGCGAGAAUGCUCUCAAUGGGGCAGCGGAAGAGACUCCAGCUCGCAAGGUUGCUAGCAAUCGACAGGCCUAUUUGGUUGCUCGACGAGCCCUCUGUUGCAUUGGACACCGACGGAGUGAAGCUGCUCGAGUACAUCAUUGCAGAGCAUAGAAAGAAAGGCGGCAUUGUCAUAGUGGCAACACAUCUGCCUAUUGAGAUCGAAGACGCGACAUACCUGAGACUGCCAGCUAGGUUCCCAAGGAGAAUGACCUUGGUAGACAUGCUUGAUCGUUCAGACUUUUGAUUCUUUUACCUAUUCUUGUUUACACACACCAAGUCACAAACACUAAUUGCAGUCACAUUGUACUUG
Messenger RNA from Fragaria vesca subsp. vesca, 1643 nucleotides. RefSeq names its product ABC transporter I family member 1-like. Gene Ontology annotation, biological process: cytochrome complex assembly. The transcript is spliced from 3 exons. The coding region runs from base 891 to 1577 and encodes 228 amino acids. The record is from RefSeq and is a predicted model, not a curated record. NCBI's taxonomy places the organism in Eukaryota, Viridiplantae, Streptophyta, Magnoliopsida, Rosales, Rosaceae. Gene Ontology annotation, molecular function: transmembrane transporter activity; ATP binding; ATP hydrolysis activity.